AUGGCACCAGACAGAAGACGACGAAAGAAGGUGAAUAAAGAUGAUACAUGCCCUUCAGAGGCAGACGUAUUGAUGAUAUCCAGGUGCAACUCCUCAAUACUAGCUUCUGAUGGUGAAGAGCGGUAUGUCAAGAAGCCCAGAAAGGCAGACCUGAAUGCUGUAUCUUCAGACAUCAUUUCGCUUGAUUCAGAUGACGGAGUUGACCAAAACAGCAUUGAACGCACCGAGACAGCAAAAGUGAGUCAGAAGCCACGAAAUGUGUCAGAGAUUGCCCGUCUUUUUUGCAAACCACAGACACUCUCGAGAAGCAACAGUGUGGUUGAUAAUGCAGUGACGUGGGUUGAAAAGUACUGUCCGAGUGAAUCUUCUCAAUUAUGUAUUCACGAGAGAAAAAUUGCAGAAUUGCGCACCCAGAUACAGGACAUGGUUUUUGGCAGAACUAAUCACCAGCUCUUGGUGCUUUCAGGCCCAAGCGGGUGUGGAAAAAGCAUUUCUGCCAAGAUCCUGUGUGAAGAGAUCAUGAGCAGCAGGAGAAGACCACGCAGCGAGCUGGAGAUUGAAGGCUAUGAUCAUGAAAACCUUCUGGACAAUGUGGUACAGUAUCGAAAUUGGAUAACACAGACAUCUAGAGAGACGUCAAGCGUCAGUAGUUUCGGAGACUUUCUAGAGAGUUGCAAGGUCCUGACGAUGAACAACCUCAAGUGUGUCGUUGUAGAAGAAUUGCCAAACCUGCAUCAUGAUGAUACGUUGAAAGCUUUCCGGAAAAGUAUUCUAGAGUGGCUUGAUCUCGAUGCGAAGAUAAAAUUACCUCCGCUGAUACUUUGUAUAACCGAAUAUGAGGUUGACCUUGAGAAUGGAACAGGCUCCUUCUCGCUUGAGUCAAAUUUCAAAACCGAGCUGGUUCUUGGGAGCAAGAUUAUGGACAAGGAAGGCAAGCAAUGGACGAGGAUUAAAUUCAAUCCUGUGGCUAAAAGGUACCUAAAACGGUGCUUGAAACGCAUCGCCAUCGCUGAGGAUAACUUAAUAUCCUCCAUCAAGCAGAUUCCCAGACAGCUGGUGGAAAAAAAGAUAGACAAACUAGGCGGGACCGGAGAUCUGCGAAAUGCGAUCAUAUUGUUUGAGUACUGGUGUAAGUAUUGUUCAUCGUUGAACGAUGGAUUUCUUGGUCGUGAAUCCGCAUUGAACGUAUUCCAUUCAAUCGGGAAAAUCAUAUAUGGAACGCAGCAUCCUGAAACUGAAUAUGAGACCUAUAUCAAACGGGCACACGAAUUUCGUUUGUUGGAGAGCUCAGAGUCAGAUCUAGAAUCACAGACAGACUACCUGACUGUUUCGAACGUUGUAACAGAGGUUUUACAAACAUCUUCGAUGUUCCGUUUGAACUUGCUUGAGAAUUACUUGUCAAUAGCCUCUCGUUUGACAGAUUCGGUUGGCAGACUCAGUGAUACGCUUUCGAUAUCCGAUGAUCUCGAGUGCAAAUCAUCCUUUAGCUACCCUUUCGGCGGGUGUUCCCUAAUGAACGAAAUUGCCACCACGAUAGCCUGUCUAGGGGCUCGAAUGGAAUGCAGAAAAACGAAAGCGGUCUCCAGCAAGUCUGGUGCUUUUCUCAGCAUGCGAUAUUCCAGGGACAGCAAAUAUAAGAAGAAACUUCGCCGCAUUCAACAGGAGACAGCCGAAUUCGCAGCCAGGAGAGCGACCAGACUGAUACCACAGGGUAGGUACACUUAUCUUAGUGCUUUCGAGCUGAUUUCGUGCGAUGGGUUCUAUGAGUGCGCGAUUUUGAGCUCGAAAAGACUGCUAAAUAAAAGCGAGCUGUCAGGCAUCCGUCGUGGGACGAAUGUAAGGAGAUUGGGAGGAGGCUUCAAAAAUUUGAUGAUGGCAGAUACAGAACUUAAAAUAGCCGACGAUGAUGAGGUCGACGUUCCAGUGGCAAGUAAAACAAAAUCGCUGCUGGAGGAUCUAUACUUUGGAACCGUCUCCCCUGCUCACAUCGACGAUUCGGACCCAGAGUUCGACGCCGAUCCAAUUGUGAACAGCGACCAGGAGAACAUAUCAGCGGAUGAAUUUAGUGACGACUCAUUGGUUUUACGAUUAUAA
Molecule: messenger RNA, 2094 nt
Organism: Ogataea haglerorum
Lineage: Eukaryota; Fungi; Ascomycota; Pichiomycetes; Pichiales; Pichiaceae
Exons: 1
Coding region: 1-2094 (697 amino acids)
Biological process (GO): DNA repair; mitotic DNA replication checkpoint signaling; DNA damage checkpoint signaling
Molecular function (GO): chromatin binding
Source: RefSeq, a predicted model, not a curated record